Molecule: messenger RNA, 1320 nt
Organism: Scedosporium apiospermum
Lineage: Eukaryota; Fungi; Ascomycota; Sordariomycetes; Microascales; Microascaceae
Exons: 2
Coding region: 1-1320 (439 amino acids)
Source: RefSeq, a predicted model, not a curated record
AUGGCCAGUUCAUCAAGAUCAUCCAAAUCCUCUCGAUCAUCCAGGUCAUCAUCCACUUCUUCCAAAUCAUCCAAGUCCUCCGGAUCUUCUACCUCUAGGUCUACAAACCCUUCUAAAUCCUCCAGUCAACUCCUUGGCCCCAUCGUGUCAUCGUCAUCGCCAUCGUCGCCUUCUUCAUCUUCCUCAGCGCGACAUGCGCCCAGAUCCCCCAAGCAUGACAAGGCCCUCGCGUCUCCCCUCUCGACCGAUCCCUCUGCCAAGGGGGGAGAUUACAUGAGUGAUUCGGAUGUCGAAUCCCUAUGGCAAGAACUUAGGGAGAAAGAUAACAAGGGGAGCAUGAUUGUUGCCGUUGUGAGACCCGAUCAAGCGAAGGAGGUGAAGAGGGUUGUCAAAGAAAAGAAUCGAAAGGCCAAGGACGAAGAUAAGCUCAGUUCCAAAGUCGUCAUAACCACGCCGGCCAACCUUCAGCAAAUCAUCGAGGAGAAGCUCAGCGGCGUGUUCCACACGCUCCAGCUAUUGGUUGCCUCCGGGGUGGAUUCCAUCACCUACUACAUCCCCGAUGUUGUGAAGAAGGUCUACGUUAGUUGCAGCUCUCAGCGUGCUGACAAUUUGCGUAUCGGCGCUUCGUCGACCUACUGCGGCGUGAGGACGAAUAGCUGGGACCUCCUAGGUCAACAGUUUCGCAAAGCCAAUUACAAGAUCACUCACGAAGAUGGGUGCUAUUUUGACCUUCCAGAAGAAUAUGCCGGUAGCUUAUGCAGUCGGUCAACAACCAUAGGAUCCGACAUGUCCGAUCAGGAGCUAACCGAGCUGCGCGAGAAGAUCGCCGACUUCCACGACGCCGUUGCAGCCGGGCCAUCAGACGUAAAGCCAGAGGCGAGUCCAUCGCCAGUGAGUCAAGGCCAGCCGCAGCCUCCUCCACGUGCUAAUGAGACAGAAACGGACUGGUUUAACAGGUGGAAGUCGCUCCUCGCCGUCAUCAUAGGUGCGGGGGCCGGGGGUGCUGCUGCCGGGGGUGUAUUUUGGUGUAGCGCUAAGGGUAUUUUCAUCUCGAGCUCAAAGUUCACCCUUAUGGCUGGCUCCUUUAAGGCCGGGGCUGCUGGGGCUGCUGGGGCUGCUUGCACCGCCGGACUCGCGACUGGCAUCGCGGCCGCAGCCAUCGUGUAUCUCAUUCCGUGGGACAAGGUCUUCAGCUACGUACAGAAGAAGCUGCGGGCCAUCUGGGAGUACGCCCGCGAUGCGCUUACCUGGGUUUGGGACAAGAUCAAGCAAAUGGCUGGCUAUGUGGUCUCUAUUGUCACUGCUCCGUUUACGUCUUGA